UUUAGCACUUAGGAGUUGUCAGGGGGAGCCAAGCCCAAAGAGGGGCAAUCCAGCCGAGACAUCGCCAGCAACUCCUCACAACGCCAUCCUGUUGUUCUGGUCAGAGAAAGAAAAAAGAAAGAAGAGAAAAAGGUGAAAGACAGAGGGAAGGAAAGGAGGGUGAGAACGAAGAAACUAAAGUGGAAUACAACUGUCCCUUUUAUCCAUCUACAACUUGGAAAUAUGGGCAACACCAAGAGUGGCGCUUUGUCCAAAGAGAUUCUGGAUGAUCUCAAGUUGAACACCAAAUACACUGAGGAAGAACUAUGUGCAUGGUAUGCCAGCUUCCUCAAAGAAUGCCCCACUGGACGCAUUACAAAAGAACAGUUUGAAGGCAUCUACGCCAGCUUCUUUCCCGAUGCUGACCCUACUGCCUACGCCCGACACGUCUUCCGCAGCUUUGACACAAACGCUGAUGGCACCUUGGACUUUAAGGAGUACAUUGUCGCAUUGCAUCUUACCUCUUCAGGCAAGACCCUGCGCAAGCUUGAGUGGGCAUUCGCUCUGUAUGAUGUAGACGGCAAUGGGACCAUCAGUAAAAACGAGGUGCAAGAAAUUGUCAGGUCAAUAUUCAACAUGAUUCCAGCUGAGGAUCAGAAAAACCUUCCAGAAGAUGAGAACACACCAGAAAAGCGAGCAGACAAAAUAUGGACCUUCUUUGGAAAGAAAGAUGAUGAUAAGAUUGAAGAGGGGGAAUUCAUUCAGGGUGUCAUGGAAAACAAAGACAUAUUGAGGUUGAUACAGUUCGACGAGCCAAAGAAGAUUCAGGACAAACUAAAGGAGAAGAAGCAUUAAUGGCCACAUUCAAAUGAAACUGUUCAGAGCCCCAUUUCAAUUCAUUUUACACCCAACCUACACCCCCCAGACUGAUUUUCCAGACCGCACUCUGGAAGUACCCGAACAUCCAAUCCAGAAACACAGCACAGCUAUGAACUAGACAAACAUAGCUGUUCCUAUAACACAUAAAAGACUUCUUUCCUGGACCACCAAUAACUGUUAUUGUACUCGAAGGAAUUUUCCAGUUGGCUUUGCCAAUGUUGUUGCCAUUGCUUUUAGAGUCCAAUUUUGAAAAGAGCAAUUAGGCUCAUGUUAACAGACUCUGUCUUUCUCAAUCCUCUUAGGAACUGAAGGUCGGGUAAGAUAAAUCCACAGGGUCCAGUGGCUCUCCUGUUUUAAAUCCCUUCAGGGUUAAGGUGAUUUAAGCUCUCAACGUGAAUUUAUUAGACAUUGAAACAAUCUCUUUAGCAAGUGACUGGAUGAAUUGUGUUUUUUAGAACGUUGUGAGAAUUGUAGAGAUGAUUAUAAUCUGAACAAUUUAGGAAUACAUAUCAAAUUUUACUAUUACAAAACUAUAUAUACAUAAAAAUAUGCAAUGACUGUACCUAUAUAAAAAAUAUGUAAUUUCCGAUCAAUCCUUUUUUGCCAAUUAGCCACAUUAAAGUUCAAUUUCUGCCCUUUUUUGAUCAAUGAAGUUUUAAGAAUUGUUGUGUCUGUAAGGAAUAAGUGUAUAUAAUGUACCACUCACAAAUGACUGUUUUUUAUCUGUACAAUAAUUUAGCAGCCUGAUGUUUUAGAUGAGUUAAAAUAUGUGUUGUGGUUUACAAGCCUCUUUCACUAAUGAUAGUGUUGGAGAUUUUUUCAAGCAUUUUGAGUUGAUUUUCAAUACAAAUAAUGUUUCCAUCACCUCGUUUCAGAAAGUUUCUUACCUACUUUUUUACAUGCAAUUAUCACACAUAAACAAAAUUGACUGAAAAUAUAUGUUUCGCUUGGACUUUAAUUAACUGAUUGAGUUCAGGUUGAGAUUAGAGUCCUUAGUCUCCGAACAAGUUUAGACUUACUAAACUUAAGCACCAGAAAAGGCUCCCAUCCCGAGUGUAUCUUUAUCAUGUUGACGCUGCUUACAUCCAAAGCUCUGAGGACAAGCCUGAAGCACAGGGGCUUACCUCUUUCCUUUCUUAAAGCAGUCUUUGGCUAAGGCUAAUGCAUGGCCUGGUUUCAACACUAGGACAGUGCAAAACAUGGACUGGAGCUCUGCAGCAUAACGGCUGCUGACCGAAAAGAAACCAGGGUAUAAAAGGUUAAGUGUCAUUCCAUUUGGACACUCAUUAUUGUGAGAGGAGACCCACUGUUCAAUAAAUGUUC
This is a messenger RNA of Myxocyprinus asiaticus (Chinese sucker), 2181 nucleotides long. RefSeq names its product S-modulin-like. Lineage: Eukaryota; Metazoa; Chordata; Actinopteri; Cypriniformes; Catostomidae. The transcript has 3 exons. The coding region runs from base 223 to 834 and encodes 203 amino acids. The record is from RefSeq and is a predicted model, not a curated record. Gene Ontology annotation, molecular function: calcium ion binding.